This is a messenger RNA of Dalotia coriaria, 1883 nucleotides long. RefSeq names its product sialin-like. Gene Ontology annotation, cellular component: membrane. The record is from RefSeq and is a predicted model, not a curated record. The transcript has 11 exons. Bases 205 to 1749 code for a protein of 514 amino acids. Lineage: Eukaryota; Metazoa; Arthropoda; Insecta; Coleoptera; Staphylinidae. Gene Ontology annotation, biological process: transmembrane transport; monoatomic anion transport. Gene Ontology annotation, molecular function: transmembrane transporter activity.
UGUGAUAGAAAGAGAAACAGCGUUGUGAAACUACAAACAGCUGCAAAAACCGUUGGCAUUUGACUUCAGCAUAUUUACUUUCGCGUUAAUACUUGCAACGACAUCUGUAAGCAUAAAGUGGAACUAGAUGUGGACUUAAGUUGGCUUCAAUUCUGAAGAGGAGUGCGACAUCUACCAUUUAAACGUUGAAGAAUAUUUUAAAAGAUGAAUGCGAAUCGUUUCAGUUUCGAGUUGGAUGGCCUGGCAGUCGCUGCCGCCGAAAUUAUGCCGCUGGCCACGUUGAAACGAAGUUCGGUGCAAUUGCAAAAAGCUGCGAAAGUUGUAAACGAACAAAUUGGUAAUCGGCAAUUGUUACUAUUCUUCUCAAUUACUGGAUUCAUCCUUGCUGGAGUCAUUGAACAAUCUGCAUCAGUUACGCUCCGAGCAAAUAGCACAUCUCCGUAUUCCUCGGCUGAAUUUGCUGAAUAUGUGGAGAAUACCAGUUAUAUAACAAGGUAUUGCCAGCCGCCGGUACCAGAUGAGAAAAAGAAUACUGUUCAUGUGGUGAGGUCCAUUCCACAUAUAGAGAUACCUAUGACAAAAACAGACCGAACAGAAUCCGUCCUAAGAGAAGCUUACAUGUGGGGAACCUUAAUCUCACCCUUAGCAGCAAGCCGAAUUGCUGCAAGAGUUGGAGCAGAAAGACUUUUUGGAGCUGGUGUUCUGGGAGCUGGUGUUAGCGCCUUAUUGGUACCAGCUGCCUGGUUAACACCUUAUCAUGUUGCGAUUAGGAUUCUUCAAGGGGUUUUCAUGGGAGCAAUGUGGCCAGCAGCACAUAUGAUAGCUGUCACUUGGUUCAAACCAAAACAUCUAAGUGGAUUUGUUUCAACUUACACCGCUGUUAAUUUAGGUUAUGCAGUUGUGGGUCUCUUGGGAACUCCUCUAGUGCGUCAUUUAGGCAGAGAUUGGUUAAGUUACAUCAUAACCUUGAUUGCAAUCAUCUGGUACUUCUUAUGGUGGAAAUUUGUUGAGGAAACCUUAAACCCAAAUAGACCUAUAAGAGAUGAACAUCGUUUAUUGCCAUGGAGGCAGUUAUUGCUAUCAAAACCCGCAUGGGCUUGUGGUAUCGCUGUUAUGGGUAGUCAAUGGGCUGACGCAACUCUUAUGCUUGGAGUAACCAAAUACUUGAAACUAGUCUACGGGUUUUCGAUUGCUUACGAAGAUGUUUUGAAUUCUCUGCCACAUAUCGGUCAUUUUAUUGCAGCUUUAACAUUCGGAAUCGUUGUUGAUCACGUUCGGGAAUCUGGUAUAGUUUCAACAACGACGGCAAGAAAGUUAUUUGUUUACAUAUCGCACUUCUUACCGGCUGCGCUAAUGUUUGUUUUGGGUUACACGGGGUGUGAUCCUGCGGCACCUGCCGCCCUUUACACGGCCUCUUUGGCGCUAACUGGAGCAACGCCGGCUGGCGCUUUUGCGAGUGCUGCAGACAUUGCGCCGAAUUUUGCAGGAACUGUUUUUGGAUUGUGUCAAACUGUAGGCGCUGCAGGAUUAUUAGGAGCAAACUAUGUAGUUUCAGAAGGACUUCAUGGAUCAUUUGCGGGUUGGUGGCGUCUUGUUUUCGGAGCAUGUUCAGCUGUUUUAUUGAUUACUGCCACCGUAUUCAUGGGUAUGGGCAGCGGAAGCAUCCAAGAUUGGAACGCUGAAUGUGACUUUGAAGUAGAAAAAGAAAUCGUCGAGGAAGCAUCUAGAUUAGAAUCAGUUUUAGAAUAAGAAUCCUACAAUACCAAAUUAUUGAUAAAACAUUUCUCAAAAUGUUUUAAACGAAAGUAUUUUUAUAGACCUGUUCAUAUUUAUUGUGUAAUAAAUUUGAUAUCAUUUAAAUAUAUAUAUACCAACAUUCAAAA